GGUGUUAUUUGGCAUUACUUGAGUCUUCAAUGGUCCGAAUACAGGAGAUAAGAUUUGACUUUGGUUGCUCAUUGGCCUCUGUAUCCCCUUUUCAUUUAUUUCAUUUGUGGUUGAUUUAGUAUAGGAUUCUGUUCUUUGCCACUCCCCCUGUGAAUACUCCUCCCUUACAAGAAGCCUUUCCUUUUAUGGAAUAAAUCUGCAUUUGUCCUGUCAUUUAUAUAGAAGUGGCUGAAGGAGGCAGCUUGCAGCCAUGAAUCAUGGCACUGCAACUGAGUCAAUUGCCAGACAAGAGGGAAAGUUUACUGCAUUGCUUGUUUGCUGGCUUCUGGGAAAUGGAUCCCUUGUCUCAUGGAAUAGCAUGUUGACUAUUGAAGAUUACUAUUCGGAUAUCUUUCCAGAUUACCAUCCUACAAGGGUACUAUCACUUGUUUAUCAACCUUUUGCCUUUGUGACGGUUGCAAUAUUGACGUACCAUGAAGCAAGGCUCAAUACGAGAUCUCGAAAUCUAGGAGGAUUUUCUCUUUUCUUCAUAAGUUCAGCUUUAUUAAUUGUUUUGGAUGUGGCAACAUCUGGUAGAGGAGGAAUUUGGCCAUUUAUUGGAGUGUGUAUUAUUAGUGGAGUAUUCGGAAUUGCGGAUGCUCAUGUUCAAGGUGGAAUGGUUGGUGAUCUGUCUUUGAUGUGCCCAGAAUUUAUUCAGUCAUAUUUUGCUGGCUUAGCUGCAUCCGGUGCUUUCACCUCUGCUUUAAGGUUCAUAACAAAGGCAGCUUUCGAGAAUUCUCAAGAUGGUCUACGCAAGGGAGCUACAUUGUUCUUUGCUAUCUCAGCAUUUUUCGAACUGCUUUGUGUUCUUUUAUAUGCAUUUAUCUUUCCAAAGCUACCAAUUGUCAAGUACUAUCGAUCUAAAGCAGCUGCUGAAGGAUCAAAAACAGUUUCUGCAGACCUCAUUGCCGCUGGCAUUCAACGGCAAAACCAUGAAGUUGGUCUCUCUUUAAUUGCUGUUGAAGAAGAUCCAAAAAUCCUGGAGCGUUUAAGUAACAAAGAAUUGCUACUAGACAACGUAGAUUAUGCAUUUGAUUUGUAUCUCAUAUAUGUUCUGACAUUGUCAAUAUUUCCUGGAUUUUUAUCAGAGGAUACUGGAUCACAUAGCUUGGGUUCAUGGUAUGCACUUGUCUUGAUUGCUACGUUCAACGUAUGGGAUCUCAUUGGAAGAUAUAUACCUCUAAUAGAAUGUCUAAGGAUAAAAUCAAGGAAAGGCCUGAUGGCUGCAAUUCUUUCUCGGUUCUUACUAAUUCCGGCAUUCUACUUCACUGCAAAAUAUGGAGACCAAGGUUGGAUGAUACUGUUGACAUCUUUCUUAGGGGUAACAAAUGGUCACCUUACAGUCUGUGUUAUGACUGAAGCACCCAAAGGUUACAAGGGACCUGAGCAGAAUGCACUUGGAAAUCUGCUUGUCACUUUUCUUCUUGCUGGUAUAUUCUCAGGAGUUGUACUUGACUGGCUGUGGCUCAUUGGCAAAGGCUGGUGAUGAUGAUGCAGUGGCUUAAAUAUUUCAAAUUUCUGAACAUUAAAAAAAAAGUAUUUAUCAUUUUAGUAGUUUAAAGGGUUAUUUUCAGUAGCUCCUUUUACUUGUAUUCAGGUGAGUAGUUCCUCAAUUAAAUAUACACUGAAAGAUGGUUUUUAAUGGGAUUGAACCGAGUUGCAUGAUUCAUGUAACCAAGGGCAUGAGAGAAGAUUGAACCACAAUUUGUUGUAUUUAUUUACUCAACUAGUUCUCUG
Asparagus officinalis (garden asparagus) is the source of this 1776-nucleotide messenger RNA. Its product is annotated as equilibrative nucleotide transporter 3-like. NCBI's taxonomy places the organism in Eukaryota, Viridiplantae, Streptophyta, Magnoliopsida, Asparagales, Asparagaceae. Bases 251 to 1525 code for a protein of 424 amino acids. Gene Ontology annotation, molecular function: nucleoside transmembrane transporter activity. The record is from RefSeq and is a predicted model, not a curated record. The transcript is spliced from 10 exons. Gene Ontology annotation, cellular component: plasma membrane. Gene Ontology annotation, biological process: nucleoside transmembrane transport.